AUGAGUUUUUCACAAAAAGUUGGCGGAAGCAGUACUUCUUACAUGUCACCAGCAGUCAGUACUAAAGAAUUCACAUUGAGAGUACCUAAGAGUUCUGAUGUAAAAUAUCAGAUGAUGAAAUUCAAUAGUAACCUAAAUAUUGACUUUGACAAAUGGUCUCAUGCCAAAAUGGAGAGAGACGCCAAUAAAGUAGAUGGAAAAAUUGCAGAAGAAGAUAUGCCUAAAUUUGGGGCAGGAAGUGAAUUUGGCCGUGAAGCUAGACAAGAAGCAAGAAAAAGAAGAUAUGGAGGUAACAAAAAAGUGUCGGAAUCUAGUCCUUGGACAUUGAAAGUUGGUGGGAAAAAAUUUAGGGGUGUGCGUGAAGGAGGAAUAACUGAUAAUUCUUCAUAUUACUUGUUUACUCAUGGAGAUGAUGGCAUAAUUAUUGCACAUAAACUAGAAGAGUGGUAUAACUUUCAACCAGUACAACGAUACAAAACAUUAACUUCUGAAGAAGCAGAAGAAGAAUUUGGAAGGCGCAAUAAAGUUUUGAAUCAUUUUACUCUCAUGGUACAAAAAAGACUUAAAAAUGAAGAAGAGGAAGAAGUUGAUGAAGAUGAUAAAACUAAAGGGAAAAAAGCAGCUAAAAGUCGUAAAAGCAAAGAACUCAAAAUAUCAGAAAUGGAAGAAUGGGAGGAAAGUGAAGAAGAUGAGUCUGAAGAAGAAGAACAGGAUGAGGAAAAAAUUGAAAAGAAAAAGAAACAAAAACAAAAAAGCAAAGUCAAAGCUAAACCAAAAAAAAAGUCAAAAGGGUCUGACGAAUCAGCAACUGAAGAAAGUGAUGAUGGUGAUGAAGAAGGCAGAGAGCUGGAUUAUAUAUCGGAUUCUUCAGACGAUGUGACAGAUGAUGAAGCCAAGGUUACUAAAGAAAUGCAGGGAGUGUCAGAAGAAAAAGCAUUAAAAAGUCUCUUGACAUCUGAUGAGGACGAAGACGAAGACGCAGAAAAGAAAGAAGAAAAUAAAGAUGAACAAAAUAAUACUGAUGUGGAAGAAGAAGAUAAAACUAAAAAAGAAGAAAACAAACCUAAGCAAUCCUCACCAAAUAAGAAAAAAAAGAAAACCAGUGAUAAAAAAACUAAAAAAGACACAGAUUCAGAUAGUGAUAGUUCUGUAGAUAGUUCAGAUAUAGACUGUGAGCCAAUUAGAAAGAGACCAUUUAGUUUAGUAGAUGGAAUGAAAAACAAUGAUCUAAUUGGUUUCCCAGGCGAUACAUCUAUUCAAAGCACGGAACCUGCCCACAAAAAAGCUAGAGUUGAAUUUUCACCAGUUACAAUGUCUGAUACGCAUGGCAUAACUGAAGAGGCUGUCCGUAGAUAUUUAUCACGAAAACCAAUCACUACAACUCAACUUGUGACCAAGUUUAAAAAUCGUUCCAAUUUAAGUUCUGAACAAUUGGUUAGGAUUAUAGCAUUAUUAUUAAAGAGAAUCAAUCCUGAGAAAAAAAUGAUAAAGAACAAAAUGUACUUGUCGUUAAAACACUAA
This is a messenger RNA of Macrosiphum euphorbiae (potato aphid), 1521 nucleotides long. Lineage: Eukaryota; Metazoa; Arthropoda; Insecta; Hemiptera; Aphididae. The record is from the annotation of a GenBank genome assembly.